Molecule: messenger RNA, 1861 nt
Organism: Populus nigra (black poplar)
Lineage: Eukaryota; Viridiplantae; Streptophyta; Magnoliopsida; Malpighiales; Salicaceae
Product: DNA-directed RNA polymerase I subunit rpa49
Exons: 5
Coding region: 174-1592 (472 amino acids)
Biological process (GO): RNA polymerase I preinitiation complex assembly; transcription elongation by RNA polymerase I; nucleolar large rRNA transcription by RNA polymerase I
Cellular component (GO): RNA polymerase I complex
Molecular function (GO): DNA binding
Source: RefSeq, a predicted model, not a curated record
CACCUUCAAAUUUUUAGGGUUUAUGCAUUCCACCGCAAAUUAUAUCUGUCUCUACAGUGUUCUUGUUCCAGUGAAGGAAGACAAACAAGAGGCCAAGAGAGCUAGAAGACGAGUGAAGCUAUAGAUCCUUUUAUUACUUGACAAAACCAAAAAAAAAUCAGUUGGGGUUUCUCAUGGGGUUGGAGUUGGAUUCAUCGCAUGUACUAGUCUCGGAGUCACCUCAAACAGCUACCAAGAAAUCAAAAAAGAAGAGGAAGAGAGAGAAGGAAAGGGAUGACGGUGCCGCCGCAGCCCAACUCCAAAAUGAACCAACCAUCAAUGAGCAGCCUCGUCUUGAUGUCAAACUCGAACUUGUCAACAACCAGGUUGACAAAACCCCACCUGUAGUGGGCUAUUUCCCGUCUGGAUAUAACCCCCACAAAACAAAUGACAUCAACGAUGCACAAGAACCAAUCCUCCCACUAGCUGCACCACCAAGUGUCAAGCUUUAUCGGAAUGCGCAGAGGGCCAAGGUUGAGAAAAGCUCCGGUGAAAAGAAUGAGAAAGGGAGAACUUCUGAGAGGCUAGAGCUCGUAGUGAGCCCGAAUGGAUCGAAUGUUGAGUUCGUGGGCAAUAGCUAUAAAGGUGAGGCUAUGGCAGCCCAGUUGUGCACUUAUGCGCUUGGGGUUCUUGAUAAGGCGACUCAAACUUUGAAGAUUAUGCCUAUUGCUGGAAAUAAGAUACUUAGAUUGGAACCAAAACUUCGAGGGUCGCUUGCUGCUGAUAAGGAACAUGCAAAUUUUGAAAAUGGUGAGAUUACUGCAGAACAGAGAGCGGCCAGGAUAAGGCAGCUUAAUGUUCAAUAUGGUCCAAAGAAAUCUAUAAUCCAGGAUAAAAAAAUGCAGGCUCUGAGGAAGGGAGAUGAUCCUCUUUCUCAGAAGGAUCUGGGCAGGAAAAUUGAAAAUGCCCCAAUAAACAAGGAUGCUCUUGAAAGUACCAGUGGCCACAGUGCUCGAAAUAUUCCACCUUAUAAUUCUUCUGCCAUUACCCCCAAGGAGGCUUAUCCUUUGGACGGGAUUAUUCUCACUGGAGAGUGGGAUUUCCUUGAAGAUAUUUAUAAGAUUUUGCAAGUAGGAGGAGAAGUAGCAAGCAGUGCUUACCCAACUUUUGUUUGCAACAGGAUCCAGAAAUUGCGGGAGAUUCAGGAUGAGAUGGAGAAGAAGAGACUUUCAUGUAUUUUCUCAUACAUCACUCAUCUUAUAAAGUUUAAAGAUCAGCAUUCUUUGGAUGGUGCAGCCUCUGCUAGGAACCAUCAAUUUCCGAGCAUCAUACGGCAGAAAUUUUUUGAGAUGUUUAAUCCUGAAACAAGAAGGCUGUCAGUUGACAAGAUUGAUCUUCUCAUUAGUUAUGUUUUGGUUCUCACUUUAUAUGCUGAUGAUUUCCGGACUUUUCCGGCAGAUGUAAGCAAUGAUCUAAGAAUGAAUCCUGCUACUGUGAAAUCUCAUUAUCGCAAUCUGGGUUGCAAGAUGGAACGUGAGAAGAACAAGUAUUUGGUAACACUUUCUGUCCCUCUCGAGUUUCCGCAACCAAAGAGGAAGUUUCGGAAACGAUAAAUUACUGUCAUUUUCUAUCAUGGAAAUUGUUUUAGUUUUGGGGUUCUAAGCUGGCAGAAAGUGCCAGGGUUUUACGAUCCUGGCAUCUGGGCUGAGUGUGGUUUCUUUAGUUCUAGGAACAGUUUCAGAUUAUAGCCAUUCAAUUCUAGUUAUGGUUGAGAUGAAGACAACAGAAUACAGUUUUACCAGUUGUUUUUCUGAACUAAUCUUGUAUGAAUUCCCUAUUGACUUGUGUGAUGAAACUCUCUAUAGAUUCACUUGUUCUAAAA